CGAGGCCUGUGACCAGUACUCCACCUGCUCCGAGUGCCUGAGCUCGGCGGACCCCCACUGUGGCUGGUGUGUCCUGCUCAACAUGUGUUCCAGGAGGGAUCGCUGUCCGCGAGCCGAUGAGGCGUUCCGGUUCGCCACCACCAUUGAUCGCUGCGUCCAGGUCAUCGCUCACCCGGACAGCAUCGCCGUGUCCAGUCACAGCGUGCCCCUGCUGCUUGAGGUGAAUAAUGUUCCGGAUCUUUCUGCGGGCAUCACCUGCUCCUUCGGCCAGCAGGCGCAGGCUGAGGGCCACGUCAACGGCAACCGGGUGAUGUGUCUCUCCCCCGACAGCAGAGAGGUCCCACGGAUCCCCGAGGGACAGGACUGGUCUGGGGUGGAACUGCGUCUCAACUCCAAGGAGACGGGUCAAAUGGUCGCCAGCACUGAGGUCAAGUUUUACAACUGCAGCGUCCAUCGCACGUGUCUCUCCUGUGUGAACAGCACCUUCCACUGCCACUGGUGUAAAUAUCGCAACCUGUGCACCCACGACCCCAGCAGCUGCUCCUUCCUGGAGGGACGGGUCAACGCCUCAGAGGACUGUCCUCAGCUGCUGGACUCGGGUCAGAUCCUGAUCCCGGCGGGCGAGGUCCGGCCCAUCACGCUGCGGGCCCGGAACCUUCCCCAGCCGCAGUCGGGCCAGCGCGGCUACGAGUGCGUGGUGCAAGUGCAGGGCUCCAGCCAGAGAGUCACCGCGCUGCGCUUCAACAGCACCAGCGUGCAGUGCCAGAACAGCUCGUACAUAUACGAGGGUGGUAAGAUCAGCGACCUGGCGGUGGACCUUUCCAUCGUGUGGAACGGCAACUUCAUCAUCGACAACCCCGCCAAGAUCAAAGUGAACCUGUACAAGUGCAGUGCCCAGCGGGACAGCUGCGGCAUGUGUCUGCGCGCGGACAGGAAGUUCCAGUGCGGCUGGUGCAGUGGCGAGGGCCGGUGCACCAUGAAGCAGCACUGCCCACCGCUGUCCCCUUACGCCAGCCGCUGGAUGGACCAAUCCGCCCGCAACAUCAAGUGCACCAACCCGCGCAUCACAGAGGUGAGCCCCGUGGCUGGGCCAACGGAGGGCGGCACCAUGGUCACCAUCCAGGGCCUGAACCUGGGCCUGUCCUUCUCAGAGCUCCAGGGCAACGUGGAGGUGGCCGGGGUGGCGUGCACCCCCCAGGAGGAGGGAUACAUCACGGCCGAGCAGUAA
Gadus chalcogrammus (walleye pollock) is the source of this 1228-nucleotide messenger RNA. RefSeq names its product plexin-A2-like. Gene Ontology annotation, cellular component: semaphorin receptor complex. The record is from RefSeq and is a predicted model, not a curated record. Lineage: Eukaryota; Metazoa; Chordata; Actinopteri; Gadiformes; Gadidae. The coding region runs from base 83 to 1228 and encodes 381 amino acids. Gene Ontology annotation, biological process: positive regulation of axonogenesis; regulation of cell shape; regulation of cell migration. Gene Ontology annotation, molecular function: semaphorin receptor activity. The transcript is spliced from 9 exons.